Molecule: messenger RNA, 357 nt
Organism: Drosophila miranda
Lineage: Eukaryota; Metazoa; Arthropoda; Insecta; Diptera; Drosophilidae
Product: male-specific sperm protein Mst84Da
Exons: 2
Coding region: 114-272 (52 amino acids)
Source: RefSeq, a predicted model, not a curated record
AUCACACAUUUAUUUCAUUCAAUCUUUGGAGCUCCAACCCUUCGGACUGUUUUGUGAAAUAAAAUUCAAUUUUUUCCAACUCUUCCAAGCAAAGACAAAAGCAAAUUACAAAGAUGUGCAGCUGGCCUUGCUAUCCCUCUGCCACCCUCUGCCCGUGCGGUGGGUGUGGACCCAGUGGCUUCUACGAUCCCUGCUUUGGACCCUACAAUGGUCCAUUCAACUCGUGGUGCGGUGCCAGCGGUCCAGGGUGCUGGGGCGGAGGCUGUUGCUAGUCGGCGCUGGACAGGACAGAUCACGCAACAGUCGGGAGGGUUUGAAGAUUCAAAAAUGCAAUAAAAAUGCUGUGUUUUAAGUAUA